CGCGAGUGCUCACUGGUGGUGGCGCCCCGACUGGCGCUAUGGCGGCGGCAGCGGUGGGCUGUUGCGGCGCGCUGCGGUGGAAAUGGCUCCUUUUACCCCUGAGUCCCGGCUUCCACGUGCCCCGAGUUGGGCCCGCAUCCGCCUUCUGCACCACUGUGACCUCUGCCAAAGUGGCUGUGAAUGGCGUUCACCUGCACUACCAGCUGACAGGAGAGGGUGCACAUGCUGUCCUGCUGCUUCCUGGGAUGCUUGGAAGCGGAGGGACUGAUUUUGCACCCCAGCUUAGCAGCCUGAAUAAGAAGCUCUUCACAGUAAUUGCCUGGGAUCCUCGAGGAUAUGGACAUUCUAGACCUCCAGAUCGGGACUUCCCAGUGGACUUUUUUGAAAGAGAUGCAAAAGAUGCAGUUGACUUGAUGAAGGCACUGCGAUUUGAGCAGGUCUCCUUGCUGGGCUGGAGUGAUGGUGGUAUAACUGCACUCAUUGCUGCUGCGAAGUACCCAUCUUACAUCAACAAGAUGGUGAUUUGGGGAGCAAAUGCCUAUGUCACUGAUGAAGAUGACAGGAUUUAUCAGGGUAUCCGAGAUGUUUCUAAAUGGAGUGAGAAAGCAAGGAAGCCCCUAGAAGUCCUGUAUGGGUAUGACUACUUAGCCAGAACCUGCGAAAAAUGGGUGGAUGGCAUAACAAAGUUUAAACAUCUACCAGAUGGUAACAUCUGCCGACACUUGCUGCCCCUGGUCCAUUGCCCCACCCUAAUUGUGCAUGGAGAGAAGGACCCUCUGGUUCCACGUUUCCAUGCAGACUUCAUCCAUGAGCAUGUGAAAAACUCAAGGUUGCAUCUGAUGCCAGAAGGCAAACACAACCUGCACUUACGUUUUGCAAAAGAAUUCAACAAGUUGGUGGAAGACUUUCUACAAUGAAAAUGUAACUGAGGAUUUGUGUGCUAGAGGUUCUGUGGUGAGGGCUUUGAUCAUGCUGCUCUAUCACCAAGGUACCUCAGAACUGCCCUCUGCCCUUGCAUCUUGCCUCAGAUCCUAAGAAUCCUGUUCUCCCAACAAUGUGAUCAAAAUCAGGUGGGCUACGUGACACGUGGGAAAACCUCAAGUUUUAAUGGCUCCAAAAUGAAGACUGAUUUUUGUUAACAUUAAA
Perognathus longimembris pacificus (Pacific pocket mouse) is the source of this 1146-nucleotide messenger RNA. RefSeq names its product biphenyl hydrolase like (gene Bphl). Lineage: Eukaryota; Metazoa; Chordata; Mammalia; Rodentia; Heteromyidae. The transcript is spliced from 7 exons. The record is from RefSeq and is a predicted model, not a curated record. Bases 39 to 917 code for a protein of 292 amino acids.